Trichogramma pretiosum is the source of this 2219-nucleotide messenger RNA. RefSeq names its product RNA-binding protein cabeza. Gene Ontology annotation, biological process: regulation of DNA-templated transcription. The coding region runs from base 293 to 1792 and encodes 499 amino acids. Gene Ontology annotation, cellular component: nucleus. The record is from RefSeq and is a predicted model, not a curated record. The transcript is spliced from 8 exons. NCBI's taxonomy places the organism in Eukaryota, Metazoa, Arthropoda, Insecta, Hymenoptera, Trichogrammatidae. Gene Ontology annotation, molecular function: transcription coregulator activity; RNA binding.
AAUCUCUUUAUCUCUCUCGCUCUCGCCCAAUCUGUAUACGUAUAGCUUUUUACGUCAUAUCCGCCAAGCGCCAUUGAAAAGUGAGACGAAGCGGGUAUUGACUGUAUAGUCGCUGACGAGUAGCGUCCACAAGUGCCGGCUCAAGCCAGUAUAGUUUCACCCUUUCGACGGCUGAUAACACGAGACCAAAAACAAUUACAUUUCAAUUGCACGUCCGAUAGGACGUUGUGCUCCUCGUCUCAGAGGAAUAUCAUUCAUCUCACGCGUCUAGAUUUAGAUCAACAUCUUCAUCAUGACUGAUCAGCAAUACGCUCAGUACCAACAAUAUCAACAAUACAACCAACCGCCACCAUCGUCUGGCGGAGCACCACUCCAAGACACGUCAUACCCACCCCCUAGCAGUGGUGGCGGUGGGUCCUCCAAUGCCCAGUCGGCCCAAGGAGGUUAUAAUCAAUAUAGUCAACCACCCCCUAAUUAUCAGAAUUAUCAGAAUUAUGGACAAGAUAGUGAUCCACAGAGUGGAUCCGGUCAAGGCAAUCAAGAUUAUGGUGGUUAUGGUGCCAAUGGCUCCAGUAAUAACUACAGCAGUGGAAGUUAUGGCGGUCAGAGUGCUGGUAGCCAAGAGGGUGGUUAUGGAGGCCAAGGUGGCGGUGGUGGCAACAGUGGUGGAUAUGGAAGUCAAAGCAGUGGUGGUUAUGGAGGACAAGGAGGUCGCAGUGGUGGCUUCAAUAGAGGAGGAUCUGGAGGAUAUGGAAGCGGAGGUGGUGGAGGAGGCAGUGGUGGAGGCCGAUAUGGCAGCAGUGGGGGUGGAAGCGGAGAUGACCGCAGGUCUGGUGGAUAUGGUGGAGACCGAGGUGGCAAUUACAACAGUGGCGGUGGCCGUGGUGGUUUUAACAAAGGAGGCUAUGGAAGUGAUCAAGGCAGUGACAACAUGGUAACCCAAGAAGAUACUAUUUUUGUUUCUGGAAUGGACUCCCAAAUCACCGAAGAAGAGAUUUGCCAACACUUUGGUGCCAUUGGACUGAUUAAGAGUGACAAACGCACAGGCAAACCAAAAAUCUGGAUGUACAAAGAUAAAAGUACUGGAAAAAGUAAAGGCGAGGCCACAGUUACCUACGAUGAUCAAAAUGCCGCACGAUCAGCUAUAGACUGGUUUAAUGGAAAAGAAUUCAAAGGAAACACUAUCAAAGUCCAAUUAGCUCAGCAUCAAAGCAAAUGGCAAGGCAGUCGGGGCAGCGCUCCUCGCGGAGGAGGUGGUGGUCGUGGAGGAGGCGGUGGCGGUGGUGGAGGCCGCGGUGGUGGUUUCGGUGGCGGUAGCGGUGGCGGUGGCAGCCGCGACAGAGAUAGUCGAGGCAGCAGAGAUGAUUAUCGCAGUGGCGGUGGUGGUGGCGGUGGUGAUAGGCGAGGAGGAAGUGGUGGAGCUGGAUCUCGAGGUGGUGACUGGACGUGUCCCAAUCCAGGCUGUGGCAAUAAGAAUUUCGCCUGGCGUAACGAGUGCAAUCUUUGCAAAAGUGAAAAGCCCGAAGGUAUGGGUGGAGGCGGUGGUGGUGGCGGAGGCGGAGGUGGAUUCAGAGGUGGCCGAGAUGGCGGCAGCCGAGGCGGUGGUGGAUUCAGAGGUGGCCGAGACGGUGGUGGACGAGGUGGAGGCAUGGAUCGCCGUGGUGGCGGAGGUGGAGGAGGAUUCCGCGGUGACAGAGGAGGACGAGGUGAUAGAGGUGGUGGACGUGGAGGCCCCAUGCGUGGAGGUGGAGGCCGAGGAGAUAGAGAUCGCGAUCGUCAACGGCCAUAUUAAAAAGGAUCGUUAUAGUAUUGUAACAAAAACAUUACAUUCAAUGUGAUGUUUAUACACAACGUAUGAACAUGUAAAUUUUUCAGAAUCUAAGUAAUACAUUACGUAGUUCCGCUACCACUUCACCCCUUUUUUCUUCGUUUUUUAUACUAUGAUGAUAUGAAAAAUAAUUUGCGUGAAUGUCUUGAACUUGAGUACAUUCAAAUCUUUGAUUUAUAGAAUGUAUGAAAUGUAAUUUACUUGAAUCUAAGCAAAAAUGUCCCAAGUCAAUUGAAAUGUCUAGGCAGAUCAAUUAAACAAUUUAUAUUAAAUGAUCUUUGAGGUAAUUCUCAAUACUAAUGGACAUAUUGUAUUUAGGUCUUGACAUAAAUAAUUGUAAAACUAGAUUUAUUCAUAAAAAUUAAUAAAAACUUCUGUUUUUAAUUAAGUA